Messenger RNA from Stereum hirsutum FP-91666 SS1, 1074 nucleotides. Its product is annotated as HET-E. The transcript has 2 exons. The record is from RefSeq and is a predicted model, not a curated record. Gene Ontology annotation, molecular function: protein binding. NCBI's taxonomy places the organism in Eukaryota, Fungi, Basidiomycota, Agaricomycetes, Russulales, Stereaceae. Bases 1 to 1074 code for a protein of 357 amino acids.
AUGCGAACGGACACCUUCGAUAGAUCCCCGCUAACUGUGCUAAAGGAAUUCAAGGGUCAUACGAGUGCUGUUCUGUGUCUUGCUGCAGCACCCCACGACGAUCGUUUUGCAUCUGGCUCCUGCGAUCACACAGUCCGCAUCUGGGCCAUUGGGACAGGCACAAGCGAUGUGCUCAAAGGUCAUGUCGACGAUGUUGGUGCAUUGGCAUACUCUUCCAACGGAGCCCGCAUCGCUUCCGGCUCUCACGACGGCACGAUAAUAAUGUGGGAUAGUCUCACGGGCGAAAUGAUUGCUGUAUGCCCGCUUGAGGGCCACACAGGCGCCGUCCAAUCUGUUCAGUUCUCCCCAGACGGAUUCUUCGUCGUCUCCGGCUCUAGCGACCAGACUGUUCGAGUCUGGGAUAUCGUGACCCGUAUACAGAAGGACCAACCGUUGCGAGGGCACACCGAUGCUGUUCUAUCUGUCGGAUUCUCGCCGGAUGGACAAUAUAUCGUAUCGGGUUCCAGAGAUUGCACUGUUCGUGUCUGGAGCGUCCAUGCUAUGGCAGAAGCUUACGGGCCACUCAAAGGACAUUCAGCGGAGGUCUACUUUGUCCGAUUUUCCCCAGACGGAAAACACAUCGCAUCUGGUUCAUUCGAUGGCACGAUGAAGCUCUGGGAUGCAAAGACGGGUAAGAUGGCGAGAAAACCGUUUCGCCACCCGAAGCCUGUUUACUCUGUUGCUUUCUCGCCUGAUUCAACUUGCAUUGCCUCUGGCUGUGCCGAUUACAAUAUCCACAUAUGGGAUCUGAAGACCGGCAAAAAAGUGACGGAACCCCUGCGAGGUCACACCAACGAAUUAUGUUCUGUUGCUUACUCUCCGGAUGGAAGGUAUAUUGUGUCUGGUGCGCUGGACCACACCGUUCGUGUUUGGGAUGUGAAGACGAGGAAGGAGGUUUUUGAGCCUUUCCGAGGCCACAAAAAUGAUGUGGACUCGGUGGCCUUUUCUCCAGACGGUCAGCGUAUCGCGUCGGCCUCGGAGAUUGGUGUCAUUCGGCUCUGGGAUGCCCACACUGGACAGCCGAUAGAGUUUUAG